This is a messenger RNA of Aegilops tauschii subsp. strangulata, 7272 nucleotides long. RefSeq lists its product as uncharacterized. The record is from RefSeq and is a predicted model, not a curated record. Lineage: Eukaryota; Viridiplantae; Streptophyta; Magnoliopsida; Poales; Poaceae.
GCGGAGGGAAGGCGGGGGCGGAGGCGGCGGAGGGGAGGCGGGGGCGUCCUCGCCGGUGUGUAGCAACGGAGAUGGCGCGCGCCGAGUCCUCCGCGAGGAGAGCUUGUAAGCAGGAGGCGUGCUCCACAGGGCCGGCUGCACGCAGGUUAGACGUCGGUUUGGAGAGGAGCUCGGCGGAGCUGCGCCGUCGUGUUCGCCACCAGCAAGCUUCAGUCGGUGGGUGCGACGGCAGUCGUCGGCGCCGUCGGGGCGCAAGGUGUGCAGAUUAUGCAGGUCAUAUACCUUACAGCGUUGGCUAUGACCACAGCUACGAUCCUGAUAAUGAAAUGUCAAACAGCGACUGUCUGGAGGAGAGUAGCACAUGCAGUGAUGAUGAAUCUGUGUCCAGGAGGAAGAAGGUGUUAGAGUAUUCAGCUUUUUCAAGAAGGAGGCUCUCAAAUCUCUCAAGAGGGAAUUCUCAAUUUUUUGUCAGAACGCUAAUAUCAAAGUCGAGAAUAAAAGGCUAAAAGCAACAGGGCUAGGAAGGGAUGCGUAUAGUGUGUAUGCCACCAAGUACUUCGCUGAGAUACUCAAGCGUAUGGCUAUUGGCCGGAAGGAUGUGAUCUCAAAAUACGGGUUCGAGCAUCUCCUGAAGUUUGAGAAAACUGAAUUCCCUUCUCACUUCACCAGAUGGAUUGUUGGUUGCGUAGACACAAUAUCUUCCCAAAUCAUUAUUGACGAUCAGAAGAUUAUCUCUCUUUCUAAGGAGUCUGUCCAUCUUGUGUUGGGUCUGCCGAACAGUGGCGUUGUAGCGAUGCCCAAUAAGGAGAGAGGGAGGAGUUUCAUUAUGUCUAGGUUCAAUCUUUCAGAAAUUCCAAAUGUCACUUUCUUUGGAAAUAUGCUCACAUCAGAAGAAGAUCUUAGCGAUGAGAACACCUUCAUAUGUUUCAUGGUGAUUGUUAUGUCAUGCUUUCUGUUCCCUUCUUCAAAUGAUCAUAUACACACGGACUUCCUAUUCCUUCUGGAGGAUCCUACUGUCACAAGGGGAUUCGACAUGUGUAUUCUUGUCUACCAAUGGAUUUUGGCCGGCAUCAACCAAUAUGUGUUGUUUGGUAGGGAAACCGGCAGGAAACCAAAAGCCUUUGAUUUCUGCAUAUAUUGCUUGGCUGUGUUGUAUUUAGAUAAGCUUGACUUUGGUGUAAGGGUGGUCGAGCAAGGCGCCCCAAGGAUUCUUGCAUGGAAGGGUAAUUUGAUUAAACAUUUCUCGGAACUUGACCGGAAGAAGAGCAACUUGUUUGGAAGGAGACCGUUCAAAAAGGAGAUUAUUCAGGGCAUCAUUGGCAGCGCACACUGCGACAACAUAAAGGAGUCUGGUUUUCAAAAUGUUCAGGAAGCAAUAGCAUCAAAUGUGUUGAAGUUUCUAUCUAGACCCGGAGUAUCAUCUCUUUUCAUCGCUGGUGGUCAGGGCACCCUUUCAAAACUAGGAUCAUUAGCGAAACAGAAGAUGGGCAUAUCAAGUGAGGAUGAUAGAACUCACAAAAAAGGUUUCCGCGAGUAUGGUGAAAGCAGUGAUGUGAAUGAGAAGCUCAAGCACGUUAAGAGCAACAUCAACCGAACAACUGUCAAGAUCAACGAAAACAUGGUUUCAUCAAUUGCAGCUAGCAAGCAUUCCGACACAGGAACGAGCAACAACAAACUUCCGUUGCAACCUGUUGUUGAGAACAGUUUGUCGUUAGUUCAUAACGACUCGCAUGACGCUUUAGCAACCCCAGAAUGUGCGAUUACUAAAAUUGUUGAACACAGCAAUGAAAAAGUGCCCGAAGUGGAAGUAGUGAAGAAGGUCAGGGCUAGGGUGUUCAACACAAUGCAUCGUGAGCAGGAGUUUUCUUUGAUUAACACAUUCCCAGCAGGGGUGAAGGAGCGCAACUCUUUUCUGCAGUUUAGUGUGCAACACAGCUAGGGCACUUUCACACGCUCCAUCAGUCUUACCGGCACAAAAAAAGAUGUUGGAGGUCAGAUUGCACCUCCUGAGGCAGGGCAGAGCAAUUACCAGAUGAUUAACCACAUGUCACCAAUAGGCCGUACAAAGCUGUUCAGCGAGGACUGCAACAUUGGCACCAGCAACAACCCUCCUAAGCUCAUGGCAUUGGCAGACAAGUUUUCAAAAACCAGCCAAAUCAUUGGCACAAAACAAGCACCAAUCCCACUGGCCGAUCUUUCCCCCUCUAUGUCAACUAAGAGGAAGGCAGACAUCGUUGAUAUCAGUCCAACAAGUUUUUGUGUCCGGCAGAUUGAAUUAGCUAAGAAUGCAGAUCUUGUAUAGUUGUAUACAACAAUCUAAUCGGACCAAUUGCGAAACGUCAACGCCAAUCUACAGUAGGGGUAGAAGAGGUUGUUGAUGUGCCAGACGACACUGAUAAUCAUAUCAUUAUCGAUGAACUUGCACCGGACACCGUUCUCAAUCAAGGUGGACAUGAUGAUUUGAUCAUUUUGCGACCAAAAAGUCUCUUGGAACUCCCAAUCGAGGAAAAUGAAAAGUUCCCUGUGUCAAAUUAAGAGUGCAUGCAUUACAACUCAAUAAUCGAACUUGCCUAUACAAAAAGAAUUCAGAGAAGAUGGCAAUCGCCAAGACCAAGAACACCGACUCGAUUAUUCCUGUUCGCCCAUAGAAAAGUGUGGCCCUGCCUGAUCAGUUUUUUUUUGUUCUAUGUGGCGAACAAACAGGAAGUAUGCGUUGACGUACUCAAUGGUUCAUUGCAAUUACGUAUCACUUGGACAAAGCCUUAUGCCAACAGGGCACAUCGACAAUUUCCUGAUCCCUUGCUUUUGUCGGAAGUUCUUCGAGGACCGUCAUCCCUCAAUCUCUGGAAGGCACCAUUUCUUCCCGAACAUUGGCGAGUAUAUUCUGAACUACCCAAAAGACGAUAAACUAAGAUCAAUUGCCACUUCGUUUUUGGGGGCAGCAUCAGCAAGUAGGAGUAAACGGCUAGAUUUGUCAAAUACGCUGUUCUUCCCCACAUGCCUCGACAACCAUUGGAUAGUGUUUGUUGUCAAUUUCAAGUGGAAACUUUUUGCUUUCUUGGAUUCUUUUUACGACAAGGACUCAUAUCUUCACAAGUCUACCAGAGAGAAAUUUAUCAAUAACUUCAUCAAGUUGUGGGAAAUCAUUUUCCAAACAGACCAGCAUAAUUUCAAGAUUUUCAAAAGGAUGUACCCUCACGUGCCAAAGCAGAAUAAUGGAAAUGAUUGUGGAGUGUUUGCAACAAAGAUAAUGGAGAUAUGGGACCCAACCUUGGAUCUGCGCAAGAUUUUCUCACAUGAAGACAUCCAACACAUAAGAAUUCAGUACAUGAACCAACUUUUCUUUUGGAAGAAAAACACUGCAGACAAGAGCCUUGUCACUGGUUUCAACUUACAGGGUAACUUCGUCAGCGAUCCUCCAUGAUAGCGGUGUCGUUCUCUGUUUCUAGGCUUGUUUGGAUGGGCAUCAAGAGAAGAAGAGAGCUCAUUUAAAAAAAUUCUGUAGCAUCAUCUAGAUCAUUUUGUGUAGUGUAGUGGUCAAUGGAACUGUUGAGGAAGUUGUCGUUGGUAGUACGAGCAUCUCAUAUUGUUGUAAAUGGUGGCCACUUCUUUUUUCAUGUAAAGAAAAAUCUUCUCUUCUAUGUCAUACGUAUUCAUUCUGAGACAGACUAUCAUUUACUUUAUCAUUUUGUUUGUUCUCCCGUAAUUUUCACUAUUUCCAGUUUUAUUAAUUGUUCAGAUUGGCGUCAGAUCUUCUUCUCUAUUCUUUCUUUUAGUUUCCCUCGGUCUUAUUUAGUAUGUCUUCAGUUUUUCUUUUUGUAGUUUCUUAUUUUAAUCUUGCAGUCGGUACCUAAAGGAAUAAAUUGUGCUCAGUAAGUCCCUCCCAUUCGCUUAGUCACUCUCUGCUUCUUUUGCUUCGGCACUUCAUUUUUUCCGUGUCAUGUGCAGCAACAAGUGAGUCUUCAUCUAUUUCUGAUUCUCAAUGAUGGUGGAGGUACAUCUUUAUCUAAUUUUUUAGUGUUCUUCAUUGCAGGUUAGUUCAUGGUUAGGUUUCUUGUGGCAUUUUCAGUUUAGUGUCUGAACCCGUAGGUGUCUAAUUUCAUUCUGCAGUGUGUAUCACUUUUUCCAUCGAUGUGAUUUUUUUUUAAAACCUCACUCUAUGCGCCGCUCUUUUUUUGAUAGAUGCCAUGCUCAGUCGCACUACUGCUAUGAAGACUCUAACAAAGAUGUCUAGAAUCAGUCCCUGUUCGCAUCUAUUUCAAAUAACAUGGAAACAUCACACUCAUUUUUUUGUUCAUAUUCUUUGCUUCUUAUAAGGUAUUUCACACAUUUUUUGUAAACAUUCUUUUCUCUCAAUCUUUUUUUCUUACAUGAAGUUUGUACAAUCAGAAAAUGUAAAUAGUCCUGGCUACUCCUUUGUUCUCUAUCCAUGCAGGUUACAAGCAGAUGGAGUUAGAGUUGCAGGGUAGGAGCCACGUCAUUGUUGCAGUUGGGAGACCUCAUCCGUAGGUAUGUUGGUAGCGUAGAUCUCUUUGUUCUUUUCCCUCCUAGCAUUCUGCCGUCCUUGCCCUGUUAUAUGCAUGAAAAGAGUUAUUUUGUUAGUCGAUAACAAUACCAUUUUUUCACAUUUUUUAUAUGAGUGUGUCAAUGGAGUGCUAUAUUUAUUUUCUAGUAGUUUUUUAUAGGGAAUCACCUCCAUCAGCCGUGCUUGGCUGGUUUGUCUUCCUAGAUCUCUUCUUUUUGGGGAUAUCGUAUACUUUAUCCAGAUUAGUGCAUUUCCUUUUUGUGUGACCCGGAUCAUUACAGUGGCUGCACUUGUAGAAUGUCUUGGUUUUUAUGCGUUCUUGUAUGGUCAUCAUUCGUGGGCGCCCUUUUGUGUGUGCCUUAUCAGGAUUCAAUAGCCCAACAGUUGAAUUGCUGCCCCCACUCUGCACCAUAGUUGUCAGUGUGCCUAUUGUCUUGUUGGAUCUGUUGCUCUCCUCUGUUUGUUCUCCUUGCCCAUCCAUCUCUUCUUCUCCUUCUCUAUCCAUAUCAAUUAAGUGUUGUUGAAUCCUGAACAUUUCUGAUACCAGGUAUUCAAACUUCCUUUGACUCUUUGAUGCGUUUGAACCAAGCCCCAUUAGCUUCAUCCCUAGGACAUUGUAUCUCAGUUCGUCAUUAUCUAAUAUGAGUGGAAUCUCCUUGGGUUUAUUCAUUUUCUUGCCUUGUUUCCUCCAUCUGUCUAUUAUGUAUUUGUCUGGUAUCUUAUCCACCUCAAGGUGCACCAUCACUUUCAGAAUAUGAGAACACAAAAUGCCAUCCUUUUCAAACUUGCAACAAAUGCAGGAGUAAUCUUCUUUCUCAGUAUCCACUUGCACCACAUAAAGCCUUGUCUCGUGUUCUUGUUUGUAGUAGUUCUUUGCCUGGUACACCAUGUAUAGUUUCAUUUUUUCCUCUUCUCUAAUUUGCAGUCUUGUUACAUCAUUCAGAAUGAGCUGAAAUUUUCUGAAGAUGCUUAUGUUGUACAGGCUGUGUGCUUGUCUCUCGAUGUAGUACUUAGUGUUGAAUGAUUUCCAGGAAACUUUUUUGUGCUUUGCAUUAUGGUCAAGCUCAUCCUCAUUUGCAUGGAUGUUGUCUAGUAUUCUCUGGUAUUCUCGUAGGAAGCUUGUCAUGCUGAACUGUGCACCAACCCCCUUCUUGAACAAAGCAUUUGUGCCCUCACUCCUAGCUGUUGUUUGGAUGAAUGGGAAAAACUUUGUCUUGAAGUACACUGGCACAAAUUUUUUCCUUGCUUCCCACAUGUCUUGGAAAAUUUUCACCUCACCCACAUUGUAAGUUUCAAUCAUUGUUUGCCAUAGUGUUUCAAACUCUCUCUCUCUCUGUCAAUGAGUUAUUCACUAUGUCGUGAAAGUCCUCAUAUAACCCUUGAUUCAGUUGAAACACUCUGCACCCUUUCUCUUCGGCUUUUUUCAUCACAUGGAACAAGCAUGUUCUGUGUGUUGCUUGUGGAAACACAGCUUUUAUUGCCUUUUCCAUUCCUCUGUCUUGGUCAGUUAUUAUUGUUUUGGGUGCCUUGCCUCCCAUUGCUGCUAAGAACUGCCGGAACAACCACUUGAAUGUGUUAGCAGUCUCAUCGAUAAUAAGGGCACAAGCAAACAAGUACGUCUUCCCGUGUGGAGAAACACCAACGAACGGUGCAAACGGCAAGUUGUACUUGUUUGUUAGGAAUGUUGUGUCAAAGCUGAUGCAGUCCCCAUACUCUUGGUACAUUAUUCUAGAUCUAGCAUCUGUCCAAAACACGCUCCUGACCUUGUUUUUUGCAUAUACUUCCAUUGAGUAGCAAAAUCCAGGGCUCUCAGCUUGUUUGUUCUCGAAGUAUUGCUGCACUUCCAUGACGUCACUGUUUUCCAAUUCUCUGUUUAUUGUUGUACCAUAGUUACUCACUUUCCUUUUGUUGUAUGGUAACUUGUCCAUUCCUCCUCUUAUGUACGCCAAUACUGCCACUAUCUUCCUCGUAGGUAUGUUGCACCUUUUCAUUGUUCUGAUCAAUGCUUUCUCUUCAUCAGACAUGUAAACAUGAGAUCUAAAAAACCUACUGCGAGGGUUGAGCUCAUGGUUAUGAUCAAGAUUGAGGUUAGUUAUGCGCCAUUUUCCAUCUUUCAAAGUAGCAUUUGUGCUUUGCAGUCUGUCUUCGCUAUGACAGUGCUUUUUCCUUGUACAGACAAGUUUUCCAUUUCGGCCUCUAUAUUAUGCCCAUACUUGUUGCAUUUCAGUGUUACCAUUGUAACUUCUCUGUCCCUUUUUUGCUGGUUGUGCGGGCAGUCGACACAACAGAUAUGGAGAAACCAGCUACAAAGGCAUAGAAGUUUAAGAACUUUUGAGCUUCUUCCCUCGUAGCAAAAUGCAUCCCUGUUUCAGGUUUCAGCUCGCUAUCAAUUGUUCUGUCGUUCCCUCCUUCUGCGGCCCGUCUUUCAUUUUCCAAAAUAUCUUCUGUUGUUUCUUCAUUGAUUUUCAUUAUGUUCAUUCUUGUUGUCUUGCACUUGCAGAUGGCAUGCAUCAGUUGAUGUUCCCGCCUCUCGAGACUGUCUAGAGGAACCAGCGUACACACAUGUCGGCGAAUCGAGAUUCCAGGUAUGAUUUUGCUCCCUCUCAGAAGAGCCGUCUCUUCCUUCAUUGUUUGUAUCAACCUGCAUGUGUUGUAGUGACGAGUUAAUCAUUAAAUGUGUGUCAAAUUAUCUCCUUUUUUCUUUUUUCCAUUAGUAUGAUAGUUUCUAUUCUUUUUUGCUUACUGAU